Molecule: messenger RNA, 1589 nt
Organism: Megalopta genalis
Lineage: Eukaryota; Metazoa; Arthropoda; Insecta; Hymenoptera; Halictidae
Source: RefSeq, a predicted model, not a curated record
CAUAGAGACACGUUACGGCUGUGCGACGAAUAGCAUCGAGAGGAGGGCUCGCGUUCAUAGAGGAGCGGAUUCGACGCCGAGAUGAGAUCGCUCGCCUUGGCGGUAUUUGCCGUGGCUGCCACGUGUUACGCGGCCCGACUGGACAACACUUACCUCCCUCCGGGAAAUGCGGGUAGCGCGGGCGGCGGUGGAUUGAUCCAGGCCCCUAACCGGGGACCUGGCGGCCCUGGCGGACCCGGCGGUCCCGGCGGACGGGGUGGUCCCGGAGGACGCGGACCUGGGGGACCAGGCGGCCCUGGAGGUCCUGGUAGUCACGGAGGACCGGGAGGACCCGGCAGACCGGGUGGACCAGGUGGCUUUGGAGGAGGUGGCGGCGGACCUGGCGGCGGUGGAUACGGCGGCGGAGGACCUGGGGGCGGUGGAUUUGGCGGCGGCGGAUCCGGGGGCGGUGGAUUUGGAGGCGGCGGUGGAGGAGGAUACGGUGGCCCAGCUGGGGGUGGCGGCGGCGGCGGGGGUGGCGGACCCAGGGGCGGACCGGGCGGCGGCGGCGGCCAAGAGAUUCCGAUCAUCUCGUACAAUAACGAUAACGGCGGAGACGGCAACUACCAGUUCAGCUACGAAACAGGAAACGGUAUCAGUGCGCAGGAAACCGGCCAUCAGCAAGGGAACGGGGAAGCGGUGAGCGGUUCGUACUCGUACACAGGACCCGACGGCGUGCAAUACAGCGUGCAGUACACAGCGGAUGAAGAGGGUUUCCAUCCCCAGGGUGCGCAUCUUCCGACACCACCUCCAAUCCCGCCAGAGAUUCAACGGGGCGUCGAGUUAGCGCUUGCUGCCGAGGCUAGAGGCGAGAAUCAAGACGGGGGUGGUGGUGGUGGCGGCGGUGGUAAUGGCGGCGGCAGAGGAGGAUACUCUCCAGGGGGUGGUUACGGAAACGGCGGUGGUGGCAGCGGCGGCGGCACUGGCGGCGGAGGUGGACCCCGAGGGGGUGGCGGUGGCGGCAGCGGCGGCUCUUACCAAGGUCCAAAUUCAUACCAAACAAGUUCGGGUGGAUACCAUUGGAACGGGGAAGCGGUGAGCGGUUCGUACUCGUACACAGGACCCGACGGCGUGCAAUACAGCGUGCAGUACACAGCGGAUGAAGAGGGUUUCCAUCCCCAGGGUGCGCAUCUUCCGACACCACCUCCAAUCCCGCCAGAGAUUCAACGGGGCGUCGAGUUAGCGCUUGCUGCCGAGGCUAGAGGCGAGAAUCAAGACGGGGGUGGUGGUGGUGGCGGCGGUGGUAAUGGCGGCGGCAGAGGAGGAUACUCUCCAGGGGGUGGUUACGGAAACGGCGGUGGUGGCAGCGGCGGCGGCACUGGCGGCGGAGGUGGACCCCGAGGGGGUGGCGGUGGCGGCAGCGGCGGCUCUUACCAAGGUCCAAAUUCAUACCAAACAAGUUCGGGUGGAUACCAUUACUAGAUAACGACACCGUAAAAGUUAUUGAAUAUUAUACGAUUCAAUUCUGUUCCAUUACAAUAAUUGUAUUUAAUGGCGGAUUUAUGUACAUAAGAAUAUAUCGUUUAUGUAACUUUUUUAUUUAUACAAAG